Molecule: messenger RNA, 369 nt
Organism: Rotaria sordida
Lineage: Eukaryota; Metazoa; Rotifera; Eurotatoria; Philodinida; Philodinidae
Source: the annotation of a GenBank genome assembly
AUGAAUAUUUUAAAAGAAAAAAAUUCACAACUAGAAGCAGAUGAUUUAUUUGUAUGGUUCAUAUUUUCUGCAUGUAUAUCGCCAGAAGAUGUUCAUAAAUGUACCAAGCAUGAAAUAGAUCAAGUAGCUGGGGAAUACAAUACUGAUUCAUGUAAUUAUCCAAGUCUUACUCAUAUUAUGUAUUUCAUAUAUCUUAUGCAUCAUGAUGAACCAUCAACAUUAAAAAUUUCUCAAGUAGCAAAUGAUACAUUAAUACGUACACAUGAUGAGUACAACAAUGUGAUGAUAGGGUGUCAAGGACAUGAUGAUACUAUUUGUACAUUAUUUUCUAAAUCACGUGAUCAUUCAUAUCGUAUUUAUGGUUUAUGA